UUGUCUUAGGUUGCCAUGCAAGAUGUAACCAAAUGCAUACUAUAACAAUCUGUUAAAACCGGGCGGGGCAGGGUUCUUUAUCUCUUCCAGGACUCAUUCUCCCUCCAGGGGGAUAUCUUCUGUUAAUGGGCCAUUGAGUGUCCCUGCAAGGCUGAUAGAAUUCCAUCAUCCCAUUGUGAGAUGCUCCGCCCAGAGGGAGGAGCCAAGCACUCCAAACUGCAUAUAAAGUGAGCUGUGGAACACCACAGCAGCCUUUUCCACUGGAUUCCCAGAGGAAGACCAGACCCUUCUCCAGGACCCCUGGACCUCCAGGGUAAAACUCCACCCUUCUGCAGGAUCACUGCUGCAGCAGAACCACAGCUGGCACUGCAGGAGGGCUGAGCCACCACUGAACGGGACUGCUGCCAGCACCCUGCCCCGCAGGGUGUCACAUUGCUCUGUCAGUGCAUUUUAUUUUAAUUUUCCUAGUGAAGACCUGUUAUUCCCAUUCUCAUAUCUCCUUCUGAGAGCAUGGCGGUGCUGCUGGAGACCACGGCGGGUGACCUGGUCAUCGACCUGUACACGGAGGAGCGGCCCCGCGCAUGUCUGAAUUUCCUGAAGCUCUGCAAGGUCAAGUACUACAACUAUUGCCUUAUUUAUAAUGUCCAGCAGGAUUUUGUUAUACAGACUGGUGACCCCACGGGAACUGGCCGUGGAGGGGAAUCCAUAUUUUGUCAACUGUAUGGUGAUCAAGCCAGAUUUUUUGAAGCAGAAAAGGUGCCCAGAAUCAAGCACAAGAAGAAGGGAACUGUGUCAAUGGUGAACAAUGGAAGUGAUCAGCAUGGGUCACAGUUCCUCAUUACCACAGGGGAAAACCUGGACUACCUUGAUGGUGUACAUACAGUAUUUGGAGAAGUGACAGAAGGCAUGGAUGUACUGAAGAGAAUUAAUGAAACCUUUGUAGAUAAGGAUUUUAUCCCAUAUCAGGAUAUCAGGAUAAAUCAUACAGUCAUUUUAGAUGAUCCCUUUGAUGAUCCACCUGGUUUGUGUGUUCCUGAUCGCUCACCAGAACCUACAAAUGAACAGCUCGACAGUGGCAGAAUAGGAGCAGAUGAAGAAAUUGAUGACAUGAAAGGACGGUCUGCACAUGAAAUAGAAGAAGUCCAGGCCGAAAAAGAAGCAAAAACUCGUGCUAUUCUUCUGGAAAUGGUGGGAGACUUACCAGAUGCAGACAUCAAACCACCAGAAAAUGUGCUGUUUGUUUGUAAACUGAACCCUGUGACCAAACAAGAAGAUCUGGAGAUAAUAUUUUCACGAUUUGGCCCCAUUAAGAGUUGUGAAGUGAUCCGAGACUGGAAGACUGGUGAAUCUCUUUGUUAUGCUUUCAUUGAGUUUGAAAAGGAGGAAGACUGUGAGAAAGCCUACUUCAAAAUGGACAAUGUGCUGAUUGAUGACAGACGGAUACACGUGGAUUUCAGCCAGUCUGUUGCAAAGGUUACAUGGAAAGGAAAAGGUGGGCAGUAUACCAAGGAAGAUUUCAAGGACUAUGAGAAGGAACGUGACAAACCUUCGAAAUUUGCUCUGAAAGAAAAAGUAAAACCAAAGCGAGAUGCCAAGUAUGACCUAGUGCUGGAUGAGGAUAUAGAGGAGUCUCACACAAGUCAGUCACACUUGGCUAAAAAACAGAAGAAGAAAAAGCACCACCAUUCUGAAGAAGAUGACAAGAGGACCAAAAAAUUGAAGAAGUCUGACCAAAAGCAUGAAGAACACUGUAGGGAGAGGACCAAGGGUGAGAAAAGAGACAGGCAUAGGAGUCACAGCUGUUAUAAGGAGAGAGAUUAUACUUACAGUAGACAAAAACACAAGUACAGAUGAAGGAAAAAACAGAGG
Molecule: messenger RNA, 1869 nt
Organism: Passer montanus (Eurasian tree sparrow)
Lineage: Eukaryota; Metazoa; Chordata; Aves; Passeriformes; Passeridae
Product: peptidyl-prolyl cis-trans isomerase-like 4
Exons: 1
Coding region: 511-1854 (447 amino acids)
Biological process (GO): protein peptidyl-prolyl isomerization
Cellular component (GO): nucleus
Molecular function (GO): RNA binding; peptidyl-prolyl cis-trans isomerase activity
Source: RefSeq, a predicted model, not a curated record